GCCGCCAUGUUGGCAGAGGGCGGAAGGUGUCCCGGGCGGCGCAGGCCGCUGCCGUGUCCGUGGGAUGAGCCAGCUGCCGUGCGGCGCCGUGCUGGCACUCAUGGGGCUGCUCUUCGCCAGGACCAUGGCCUGGACAUCCAGCGGGAAAACGCACGCGGAGCUGGUCAACAACCUCUACAAAAAAGGGAUCAUUAAGUCUCAGCGAGUCUUCGAUGUGCUGUUGGCUACGGACAGAGGUCACUACAUCAAGUAUUUCCCAUACAUGGAUUCUCCUCAGUCCAUUGGCUACAAGGCUACGAUCAGCGCCCCGCACAUGCACGCCCACGCGCUGGAGCUGCUCAAGGAUCAGCUGGUGGAAGGUGCCAAGGCGCUGGAUGUGGGAUCUGGGAGCGGAUACCUCACUGCGUGCUUCGCCAGGAUGACUGGCCCGACGGGAAAAGCUGUGGGUGUGGAGCACAUCAAGGAGCUGGUGCACGAAUCCAUCCGGAACGUCCAGGAGGAUGAUCCGGCGCUGCUCAGCUCCGGCCGCGUGAAGCUUGUGGUUGGGGACGGCAGGCAGGGAUACCCCGAGGAGGCUCCCUACGAUGCCAUCCACGUGGGAGCGGCCGCAGCCGCCGUCCCCAAGGAGCUGCUGAAGGAGCUGAAGCCGGGCGGGCGGCUGAUCGUGCCCGUGGGGCCCGAGGGGGCCAACCAGGUGCUGAUGCAGUACGACAAGACCGGCGACGGGCGCAUCGUGGAGACGCAGCUCAUGGGCGUCAUCUACGUCCCUCUCACCGACAAGGAGAAGCAGUGGCCUCGAUGCUGUUUGUGGAAAAAAAAAAAUGGAGAGAACAGCUUGGCAAAGCAGGGGGUAUUUUCUGUUUGAUAGGGCUUGCAGAGUUUUAUUUCCUCUUUUUCUGGAGCCCGUGCGUGUGUUUAAAUUCCACGUGAUGCUGGCACAGAACUGAGGGAGUAGUAACUGUUGGUUUUCCUUUGCCUCAGGGAUGACCUCUGACACAUGGAUGGAUAUCUCUAAAGGCACCUCAGAAAGCUCAUGAGAGGGACUUAGGCCUGUAGAUGGUCAGUAUGGUUUUGUUUUUUUAAUGGAAAUUUCAUCAAUGGAUAAAGGGAAGUUCUGCUUCAGAGGAGCUCGUUCUGGAGGGAUGGAGAACAGGGACAGGACCAGGCGAGGCUCUUGGAGGCCAUGGCAGCUUCCGGGGAGCGGAUCCAGACAACUCCAGCUUUCCUCUCUGAUAAACUCUAGAUAACAUCAGAUCCCAGAGAACUCUGGCAGCAGACAGGAAUACCUAAAGCUUCACUAAAACCACUUUAAUAUCGGCUACUCUGCCUAAUGCUUGGCGAAAAUAAGUCGCAAUUAGUGUCUUGGAGCAGCAAUGUACUCUGACUUGUCAGUUUUUAAAAUAUGGGAGCGUGUUCUCUUCCUGCCUGCACCAACUAAUUUAAUGAUGGGCAGCAACACUGGAUUUUGAGGGUAUGAAAAAUGCUCGGGUUUUUUCUGUUUGGAGAUUUGAAAAAUACUCAUUUCUGGACCUGACCCUCUUUGGGGUUACGAAAAAAUGCGCAUUUCUUGGCUUUUCUGAUUGAGGUUAUAUAAAAAAUGUUCAUGUUUCGGCUUUUCCCUGACGCGUCCCUCCCGCAGGCGGCGACUGAGGAGGCUCACAAGGGGCAGGCGGGCUGCGUUGAGGCUCGAGGGUCAUUUGUGGAGCAGUUCUGAGGGGGAAACUGCUGGGAGGUAAAUAAAUAAGUAAAUAAAGAAAUAAAUGAA
This is a messenger RNA of Pyrgilauda ruficollis (rufous-necked snowfinch), 1765 nucleotides long. Its product is annotated as protein-L-isoaspartate(D-aspartate) O-methyltransferase-like. The transcript has 9 exons. The coding region runs from base 65 to 865 and encodes 266 amino acids. The record is from RefSeq and is a predicted model, not a curated record. Gene Ontology annotation, biological process: protein modification process. Lineage: Eukaryota; Metazoa; Chordata; Aves; Passeriformes; Passeridae. Gene Ontology annotation, molecular function: protein-L-isoaspartate (D-aspartate) O-methyltransferase activity. Gene Ontology annotation, cellular component: cytoplasm.